AUGCGGGCACCGGCGCUGCUGCUGCUGGCCGCGCUGGCCGCGCUGGCGCAGGCCCGGGAGCCCCCGGCGGCGCCCUGCCCCGCGCGCUGCGACGUGUCGCGGUGCCCGAGCCCGCGCUGCCCCGGCGGCUACGUGCCCGACCCCUGCGGCUGCUGCCUGGUGUGCGCGGCCGGCGAGGGCGAGCCGUGCGGCCGGCCGCUGGACGCGCCCUGCGGGGACAGCCUGGAGUGCUCGCGGGGCCUGUGCCGCUGCCGCUGGGCGCACGCCGUGUGCGGCACCGACGGGCACACCUACGCCAACGUGUGCGCGCUGCAGGCGGCCAGCCGGCGGGCGCUGCGGCUCUCCGGGGCGCCCGUGCGCCAGCUGCAGAAGGGCGCCUGCCCGCUGGGUCUCCACCAGCUGACCAGCCCACGGUACAAGUUCAACUUCAUCGCCGACGUGGUGGAGCAGAUCGCGCCGGCCGUAGUCCACAUUGAGCUCUUCCUGAGACACCCGCUGUUCGGCCGCAACGUGCCGCUGUCCAGCGGCUCCGGCUUCCUGGUGUCGGAGGCCGGCCUGAUCGUCACCAACGCCCACGUGGCCUCCAGCACCAACGCCGUGUCCGGCCGCCAGCAGCUCAAGGUGCAGCUGCAGAGCGGCGACACCUACGAGGCCACCAUCAAAGACAUCGACAAGAAGUCGGACAUCGCCACCAUCAAGAUCCACCCCAAGAAAAAGCUCCCGGCACUGCAGCUGGGCCGAUCGGCAGACCUGCGCCCCGGUGAGUUCGUGGUGGCCAUCGGCAGCCCCUUCGCCCUGCAGAACACCGUGACCACCGGCAUCGUCAGCACGGCCCAGCGCGACGGCAAGGAGCUGGGCCUGCGGGACUCGGACAUGGACUACGUGCAGACGGACGCCAUCAUCAACUACGGGAACUCCGGGGGACCCCUGGUGAACCUGGACGGUGAGGUCAUCGGCAUCAACACGCUCAAGGUCGCAGCGGGCAUCUCCUUCGCCAUCCCCUCCGACCGCAUCGCGCUCUUCCUGACCGAGGUCCAGGACAAGCACGCCAAAGAUUGGAAGAAGCGCUUCAUUGGCAUCCGGAUGCGGACCAUCACCCCCAGUUUGGUGGAGGAGCUGAAGGCCAACAACCCGGACUUCCCCGAGGUCAGCAGCGGCAUCUACGUGCAGGAGGUGGUCCCGAACUCCCCGUCUCAGAGAGGAGGCAUCCAGGACGGCGACAUCAUCGUGAAGGUGAACGGGCGGCCGCUGGCGGACUCGAGCGAGCUGCAGGAGGCCGUGCUGACCGAGUCGCCGCUGCUGCUGGAGGUGCGACGCGGCAACGAUGACCUGCUGUUCAGCAUCGCCCCCGAGGUGGUGCUGUGA
Pipistrellus nathusii (Nathusius's pipistrelle) is the source of this 1365-nucleotide messenger RNA. The record is from the annotation of a GenBank genome assembly. Lineage: Eukaryota; Metazoa; Chordata; Mammalia; Chiroptera; Vespertilionidae.